CUAUAAGGUGUCAGGAUGUCACUGUCUAUCUUUCCAUGGAGGAGUGGGAGUAUGUAGAGGGACACAAGGAUCUGUACAAGGACGUGAUGAUGGAGAUUCGUUGGCCUCUUCAAUUAGAAGAUGGAUCCAAUCAGAGGAAUAGCCCAGAGGUGUGUCCUCGUCCUUCCCACUCACAGGAUGGUACAGAGGCAGGUCACCAUAUACUGCAGGAGUGUCAGCAGUGUAUGGAGCAGGAAAUCCCUACAGAUAUCAGCACAGGUGGACAGCACAGCAGGAAUACCUCAGCAGGACAUCUAAUUUCAUCAGGAGAUUGUGAAAUGGAAGUAAAUGUCACCCAAGAUUCUCCAAGACAAAUCCCAGAUACCCCCGGUAUCCAUCCAGUACUUCCCGCUGCAGCUAGCUCAUCGGACGGCUUUGGAUAUGGGAGAGGUUUUCGUGAUAACUUAGAUAUAAUUAUAAAUGAAAUUGUUCGUAAAACUGACGCUUUAUCACAUUACGGGAAGUUACUUAAUCCCAAGUUCAAAUUUCCAUGUUCGCAGUGUGGGAAAUUAUUCGGGACCAAAUCUGGUUGUGUUUCGCAUCAGAAAAGUCACACAGGCGGCCAACUGUUCCCGUGUUCUGAGUGCGGGAAAUGUUUUCCAUGUAAGAGAGCUAUGGUUAUACAUCAGAGGACUCACACUGGGGAACGGCCCUUUGUAUGCACUGAGUGUGGGAAAGGUUUUGCGUGUAAGAGAUCACUUGUCCAUCACCAGAUAACACACAGACCCGAUAAACCAUUUCCGUGUUCAGAGUGUGAUAAAGGUUUUGGAUCUAAGUCACGUCUGAUUUUACAUCAGAAAAUUCACACAGGGGAGAAACCAUUUUCCUGUUCCGAGUGUGGGAAAUGUUUUAGAGUGAAGUCAUCUCUCGUUACGCACGAGAGAAUUCACACCGGUGCCAAGCCGUACCUGUGCACCGACUGCGGGAAAAGUUUUAGACAGAUCAGCGUCUUUAUUACACAUAAGAGGACUCACACUGGUGAGAAACCCUAUUCCUGUACGGAGUGUGACAAAUGUUUUUCUAAUUUUUCUGGUCUUAUUGAACAUCGGAGAAGGCACACUGGGAAAAAGCCGUUUCCAUGUCCUGAGUGUGAUAAGUGUUUCACACAUAAAUCCUAUCUGGUUAACCAUCAAAAAAUUCACACUGGUGAAAAGUAAUUUUCAUGCUGUGAAUGUAGGAAAUGCAGAUCUCAGGCUUUGUGCAAUAUGGGAAAAUGCACCCUGGUUAAAAGCCCAAUUUAAUAUUGUUUUUUCUAAUUCUGAAAAAUGUUUUGUUGGUGAGCUAUCCUUUGGAAUCAGAUACAUAUACUAUAGUGUUCAUUCUAGCACCCUGCACCUGUCAUAACUCGUGCAGUUCCUCUUUCCUGCCUGGGGUGUGGCUUUCUGCUCUGGUGCUUCUAGCACAGUCUGGUCUGUAUCUCAGCACUGAGAUACAUACCAGAGGGCAGA
This is a messenger RNA of Pseudophryne corroboree (corroboree frog), 1487 nucleotides long. Its product is annotated as gastrula zinc finger protein XlCGF8.2DB-like. The record is from RefSeq and is a predicted model, not a curated record. Bases 36 to 1196 code for a protein of 386 amino acids. Gene Ontology annotation, molecular function: DNA-binding transcription factor activity, RNA polymerase II-specific; RNA polymerase II transcription regulatory region sequence-specific DNA binding. Gene Ontology annotation, biological process: urogenital system development; embryo development; regulation of transcription by RNA polymerase II. Gene Ontology annotation, cellular component: nucleus. Lineage: Eukaryota; Metazoa; Chordata; Amphibia; Anura; Myobatrachidae. The transcript has 4 exons.